GAGGAUCCUGGAGUUGGAGGCCAUGUUGUUUGAGGCUCUGCAGCAGGAGGCGGAGUCUAGGAUGGCGGGAUUCAAGGCGGAGGAGCGGCGCUUCUCCGAAACGCUGUCGGAGGAGGAGAGGGAGGAGCUACGGCGAGCCAUGGACCAAUGGAAACGAAGCGUGAUGUGCGAGCUGAGAGAAAGAGACGUCCAGAUCCUCCGAGAGAGGAUGGAGCUGCUGCAGCUCACACAGCAGAGAAACAAGGAGCUGGAGGAGUUUAUAGAAACACAGAAACGACAGAUCAAAGAGCUGGAGGAGAAGUUCCUCUUCCUCUUCCUCUUCUUCUCUCUGGCCUUCAUCCUCUGGUCGUAAAAACAGCAGUGUCUUCAGGCGUCCACAGGGGGGCGUGUCCAGCUCACUGGCUUCACUGCCCCACUCAGCAGCCAAUCAGAGCAGAGCGCAGCUGUCAGCUGACUCGCCACAGUGCCGCCGCUCCGGAUGGAGGGGUCGACCAUGGAGGAGGAGCUUCCGAGGCGAGGCGCUAACGAGCUUAACGAGCUUCCUGUCGGGGUUUGUUUGAACAGUGAGCGCGUGCUCUCAGUGUUCACUGACUGUGACAUCACAGGUGACAUCACUGAUGACAUCACUGAUGAUAUCACUGUGACACACCAGAAAAAAACUGUCUGGUUCAGUUGAAUGAAACUUUGUUCUGAUUGGCUGUCGCACCUGCAGUCAGUGUGUGUGUGUGUGUGUGUGUGUGUGUGUGUGUGUGUGUGUGUGUGUGUGUGCUCACAGUGAUGGAGAAAGUAGGUCAGAGCUUCAUGAUCAUGACUGGAGGAUUUUACAGAACUGAACUGAAGAUUAUAUUGUAUUAAAUGAUAAUGUGUUAUAUGAUAAAAUGAUAUUAUAUGAUAUGAAAUGAUUGUCAUGUAUCUAAUGAGUUGUUUUUGAAGUGUUCAUGUGUUCAUGUUUAAACAUUAUUUUUAAACCAUAUUGGUUUUUUGUCUUUUUAAAUCAUUGAAGUUAUUUGAAGUUUCAUGUUUUUUUUCCAUGAAUGAUUCGAUUUUAAACUUUUGAGGUGAAACUAUCAAAACGUGGUCGUCAACGGCAACGAAAACAAACAACAACAAAACGUCACUUUUCGGAUUCCACAGGAUAUUUUUGUAUCUGCACUGUGAGUCUGAACAUGUGACGAGUCUGACUGUGAUGUCAUCGAUCAUCCAUCAAUGUCAUCUAUGAUCGGUGAUCGAUGACAUUUAAGACCAAUUCCUGUUUGUGUUUUAUUAACAAGAAUGAAAACAAAUCACAGGUCAAUAAAAAGAGAAAACAAUUGUAAUGUAUU
Molecule: messenger RNA, 1322 nt
Organism: Solea senegalensis (Senegalese sole)
Lineage: Eukaryota; Metazoa; Chordata; Actinopteri; Pleuronectiformes; Soleidae
Product: janus kinase and microtubule-interacting protein 3-like
Exons: 4
Coding region: 23-352 (109 amino acids)
Molecular function (GO): kinase binding; microtubule binding
Source: RefSeq, a predicted model, not a curated record